AUGAAGGUUUUGGAUUUAACCCGAGUUCUCGCCGGUCCCUAUGCAACGAUGCUCCUCGGUGACCUCGGAGCAGAGGUAAUCAAGAUUGAGCAGCCCGGUACAGGAGACGAAUCUCGAAAUUUUGGUCCCUUCAAAAACGGGUUUAGCCUCUAUUUCAUGAGCGUGAAUCGUGGAAAGCAGAGCGUGACGCUCAACCUUAAAACUGAACGUGGGCAGGCAAUAUUCAAGCAGUUGUUGAAGCAGACCGAUGUUCUUGUUGAGAAUUUCCGUCCGGGGACGAUGAAAAAAUUGGGGUUGGACUACGACUCGCUGAAAGUCGAGCAUCCAUCGCUUAUCUACGCCGCGUGCUCCGGUUUCGGACAGACCGGUCCCUAUGCCGAGCAAGGUGCUUAUGACAUGAUUAUCCAAGGCAUAGGCGGUAUCAUCAGCAUCACGGGUGAACCGGGGGGACCCCCAGUGCGUGUUGGCACCUCUAUUAGCGACAUCACGGCUGCCCUCUUCACGACAAUCGGUGUCCUUUCCGCAUUGCACCAUCGUAAUCAGACAGGGAGUGGACAGUUUGUCGAUGUUGCCAUGUUAGAUAGUCUUGUUGCUGUCUUGGAAAACGCCGUUGUCCGCUAUUUUGCUACGGGCGAACCGCCUAAACCCUUGGGGGCAAGACACCCCGCAAUUACACCGUUUGAAGCGUUUGUCUCUGCGGAUGGACACGUCAUUAUCGCAAUCGGAAACGAUACGCUCUGGGCAAAGUUCUGUGAACACGUUGAUCGGCAGGAACUCAUACAGAUAAGCGGUUCCGAACGAACGCCGAUCGAACGGAGAACCAUAGUGAAUUGUUUCCUAUUCUCUCGGAGAUCAUGGCGACAACGGAAGACUGAUGACUGGAUCGAUGCGCUUGGAGCCAUUGGCGUGCCGUGUGGUCCCAUCAAUGCAAUGGACAAAGUCGUUAGUCAUCCACAGGUGCAAGCACGGGAGAUGAUUACACGCGUCGCACAUCACAUCACAGGCGAAGUGGAGGUGCCGGGAGUACCGAUUAAACUAUCGGAAACACCCGGAAACGUAGAUGCCCCUGCACCGAGUCUCGGAGAACAUACGGACAAGGUCCUCACCGGCUUGUUGGGAAUGCAUCCAGAUGAAGUGGAACAGUUAAGACGACACGGGGUUAUUUAA
Messenger RNA from Geodia barretti, 1167 nucleotides. The record is from the annotation of a GenBank genome assembly. NCBI's taxonomy places the organism in Eukaryota, Metazoa, Porifera, Demospongiae, Tetractinellida, Geodiidae.